CAUGUAUACCGUAUACCUAUAUAUGAUAUUAAUAAUUCUACCAGGAAGACACUAUGGGUAACUUCCUGACUCCAACUCGACGCUUUCAAUCAAACAUCGCAUCAUGCCUUUGUGCACGCUGUAUCUUGUUGAGCUUCAAGCAUCAUCUUCAAUCAGAUCCUUUGUCUCGUCACUAGAACAGAAACCGUUUCUAAUUGCACGACCACUUCGAUGGAUCAUUCGUCCUCACACUCAAACGGCUUCGCGUGACAUCUUACUAUCUCAUGCAUGGUCCGUUCUUGUCGUGAUACCUGGCUCAGCGUCCAGUCUCUCACAGGCGUCCAGUCAACACACAAAGACCUCAUGGCACAUCGUUGCUGGUAUUCCGAGCGCUGUACUUAAAUCGUUUGAGAGGGACAACUCUUCGCUCCUGAAACCAAAUAAAGAAGAUAUUGCCCAACUUACGGGCUCACUUGACAAGCCAAAGAUGGCGUCUGACUCUCAGAAUUUGGAGCUGAGCGACGACGUCCUCAAAUGGAUGAAAGAAUACAGCAAUGGGAAGCCAAGCGGAGGGGGUGCUGUCUCAAUGCUAAAUCUACUUGCCUUCAACCCCGGCAAAGACAUGCUUGAAUCGUAUAGGCAGUAUGGUCAGGCAUUCGCGAAAAGUGCGGGCAGCAGGCGUGGCGGAAAAGCCAAGAUCGUCGGAACUGUUGUUGCUGAUGAAGGAGCUGUCAAAGAUUGGGAUGAGGUUGCUAUAGCACACUACCCCUCUGCAUGGCAUUUCGCGGAUAUGGCAGCCAGUGAAGACUAUCAGGAGGCGAAUCAUCGCUACAGACUCCCUGCUUUGAGGGAUACAUGCAUCCUCGCAACGACAGAGAUCAGACUGGAGGAAGAAGGGAUUGGUUUGAGUAAAGACGCAAGCGCAAAGCUCUAGAGGGAUAGUAAAUCACGUUAUUCACUGUAUCUGAUGCCGUCUAUAAGCGCUAAAUUGCGCUCGUAGGCUUUAGCUACAUAUACAUAAGCUGAUUGCAUUAAAUGAACGAAUUCA
Molecule: messenger RNA, 1027 nt
Organism: Pseudovirgaria hyperparasitica
Lineage: Eukaryota; Fungi; Ascomycota; Dothideomycetes; Acrospermales; Acrospermaceae
Exons: 1
Coding region: 104-913 (269 amino acids)
Source: RefSeq, a predicted model, not a curated record